Messenger RNA from Podospora pseudopauciseta, 1251 nucleotides. RefSeq lists its product as uncharacterized. The transcript is spliced from 4 exons. Bases 1 to 1251 code for a protein of 416 amino acids. NCBI's taxonomy places the organism in Eukaryota, Fungi, Ascomycota, Sordariomycetes, Sordariales, Podosporaceae. The record is from RefSeq and is a predicted model, not a curated record.
AUGGCAGACGCAGGCCCACCAUCUCCCGAGGCCAUCGCGGCGGCGGUGGCCGCUGCGCGGACAUUCAACAUCACUCUCUGGACGCUGUAUGCGAUAGGCGUAUGCACCACGGCCCUGCGUACGUACUCUCGCUUUGACCAGGUUGGCUUCUCCAACUUUGAAACAGACGACUACCUCGUGUGGGUGGCAGUUCUUCUCUACACCCUCCAAGCAUGUCUGGGCUACCAAAUCGGCAACCUUGCCCAAGGCCUGGCAAACAACGGCAUGACGGAUGAGCAGCGGAUGUCGCUGCUUCCCAGUGACCCAGAAUGGGACAGGAGAGUCAUCGGUUCCAAGGUCCAGGUGAUGGGAUGGACCUCCUACUCGACCCUGAUGCUGGUCCUCAAGCUGGCCAUGUUGUUCUUCUACCUGCGGUUGACGAACGGCCUCGGUCGUCGUUACCGCAUGCGCGUCCACGCUGGGUUCGUGAUCAUCAUCGCCGGUUGGCUCGCCUCCGUCUUGGCUGUCUUCGUCGGCUGCAUGCCCUUCCACAAAUACUGGCAGAUCAACCCCAACCCAGGCAACAGUUGCCAGCCCGCCAUCGCCGGUCCCAUCGUCUGGGCUUCCUUCGCCGCGAACGUCACAUCCGACAUCUACCUUAUUGUCAUUCCACUUCCUCUUCUCUGGGGUUCCCGCCUCCGUCUGGUAGAGAAGAUCGGUUCCACCCUCGUUCUGAGCGCCGGCAUCUUUGUCCUCGUUUGCGCCACUUUGAAGACCAUCUUUGUCAUCACUGACGACGUCAACGGCGCCGAGCUCGCUGGCGCAUGGGGCACCCGCGAAGCCUUCGUCGCCGUCGUAACCACCAACCUCCCCAUGGUCUUCCCCCUCUUCAAAUCCUGGCUCAGACCCCUCUUCGGCUCCACCUCGCAGCGCACCACCGACAACAAGUACAAGACCCCGGAGGGUUUCCGCUCCAUCGGCGGCGGCGGCGGCGGCGGCUCCAACUCGCACUCCCAGUUCAGGAGGGGCAACGGGAACAACUCGAAUAUUUUGACCAAUGUCACCUUUACCGAGAGCGAGGAGAGGAUUGUGAAUGAGAUCAAGAUGCAGAACAUGAAGACUGAUGUUUCGGGGGGCGCGAGGAGUAUGCAUACCAAGGAGGCGGACCACAAGGGAAUUGUUGUGUUGACCGAGUUUGAUGUGAGUGAGGAUGCGAGGAGUGUGCAGAAUAGUGAGGCGGCGGCGCCGGCGAAGCCGAAAGAGACUUGGUGA